AUGGUUCAAUUUGACAAUUAUCUGGCUGAUAAAGUUAUAAGAUUUGGUGAAGAUUUACACUGGCCCGAGCUCCAUGAUAUUAUGCCCCGUGAAAAUGACUCUGUAGAUAGUGAAACUAAUACAGGAUCUGCAAAACAUCAUAGCCAAAAUCUUAUAAAUAAUCCUCAUAGUGGCUUGUCUCUUCAGCAAUUAACAAGAAAUGAUGCUAUCUCUUGGGUAAAUUUAUAUGCUCUCCACCUUACAGAAAUAGAAGUGGAUUUUGAUGACUUACUCAGUCUCGCACUGGAUAACUUGCCUAACAAUAACAAUCAGAUUAUGCACCUAGCAGAAAUGGGCCCGAACACUGUCAAUUAUAAUUUUAAUCUCGAUCUGAAAACACGUCAUAUGGACCAGAACUAUGAGUGGACUGUUAGUGGCAAGCACUAUGCAAAUAUUGAUGUAGCAAACUUUGUACAACAUGCCUCGAUUGAAGAUAGAGCUGGAACUGAAAAGUCAUACUUAAUUAAAAUAAUCUGUGAUCAACUUAAUAACAUUGCAAUAAAACGUAAUUCUAAAUCACCUAUACUUAUACUUGCCCCAACAGGAGUUGCUACCUAUAAUAUAAAUGGUAUUACUAUUCACUCAGCACUCUCUAUUCCAAUUUUCAGAAUGUGUCUUGAUAUAAACAGAGAAAAACUAAAACAGCUACAAAAGAGGCUUCAAAAUAUUAAUUAUAUAAUAAUUGAUGAAAUGAGUAUGGUAGACCACAGAAUGCUUGCUAUAAUAGAUGUGCGACUAUGCCAGGCCUUCUCAGAAUAUAAAAAUAUACCAUUUGGUAGCAGAUUG
Ambispora leptoticha is the source of this 825-nucleotide messenger RNA. The record is from the annotation of a GenBank genome assembly. NCBI's taxonomy places the organism in Eukaryota, Fungi, Glomeromycota, Glomeromycetes, Archaeosporales, Ambisporaceae.